This is a messenger RNA of Drosophila elegans, 961 nucleotides long. RefSeq lists its product as uncharacterized. Lineage: Eukaryota; Metazoa; Arthropoda; Insecta; Diptera; Drosophilidae. The transcript is spliced from 2 exons. The record is from RefSeq and is a predicted model, not a curated record. The coding region runs from base 51 to 542 and encodes 163 amino acids.
AGAUGGAAAAAUAAUUUAAAAUUCAAAAUAUAUGCAUAUCGGUAAAUGAAAUGGUUCACAAUUUACAUAAACAACAGGCGCCAGGCCGCAUCAUUAAAAAUCCAACAAGUGCACGCAAAGAAUUUGGGAUUGAAUAUGGAAAGUCGCAGUUAUCCACAGGCAUGAAAAACAUUAUUUUGCCAAGGAGCGCCAAUUUUGUUAUACGAGACGGGGAUUCGAUUUCAAGGGGACCACCUUGCAGACAACUUGUCGUCGAGAAGGAAGGAAAAUCGACACCUGAAACGCUGCCCGUAGGCUCAAGUUCAACCAACCCAUCGGUGGAUGUAAAAUGCUUGUUUAUUGGCUUUGCUAACGAUUGCAUUUUCAUUCCGGCUGACAUCGGCAGAAGUUUGCCGACAUUUUACACGCGCUUGACAACGAAAUCCAAUACGAAUUGGCUAAAAAGGUUGGCCAUUACAAAUAAAAACAAAUUAUUGAAGAGGCAAUGCAAAGUAUUUAACGUAUCCGACCUGGCUGCAACGGAAAGAUCUUGUAAGUGCUAGUAACUUGGCCAGAUGCCAGAAUUCUGGAAUGGAAUAUGAAUGGCGGAAAACUCUCACCGAUAAUGGCAAUAUCGGACGUGAGGCAUUACAGUGGGAUCAAGCAAUUAAGAUCAAUAACCAUGAAAAGCCAAAUGCUGCUUUUCCGUCGAAUGGCCCAUAACAAUGUGAAGCCUUUUGCGUUUCAAUAAUUGAUAAGCUAUCGGUGAGAGGGUUCCGCGUACUCCAUGGCCUGAUUUUGCGGAUAAAUGUAAUAAAUUGAUUUUAGCAACAACAACAACCUUGACCGUGGAAGAACACAAUCCAUUUGUGGGAGGGAAAAUCGAUUUUAAACCAAACAAAAUAUACCCACGCAAUUUCGCUUUCCACCUGCAUAAUUUACGAAUUUUCCCACAUACACUACUUAAGCAGACUUUUCGCAU